GAUGUGAGGGGUGAUGAGCAGAGUACAGAGGACAUUCCUACAGAUAACCACCCAGAUGACUGUACUAUAAGAUCAGAGGGACUUCUGAUAUCUUCAGAUUUUAAACAAGACGAUUGUGGAAUCAAGCAAGAGACAUAUGAAGAGCAUGCCAUUAUCCCAGAUAAGCCCUCAGCCCUUUACAACAAGAAUUUAUCUGAUCCUUUUGCACAGGUCCAAUCUUAUGAUUCAUCACAGACUGUUAAACAGAACAAAAGUCACAAGGGUGUUGAAUAUCGAAGGGUUCAAACAGGGGAGAAGCCAUUUUCAUGUUCACAAUGUGGGAAAUGUUUUAACAGAAAAUCAGUUCUUGUUAGACAUCAGAGAAUUCACACAGGAGAGAAGACAUUCUCAUGUUUACAUUGUGGGAACAGUUUUCACCAGAAAUCAGAUCUUGUUAUGCAUCGGAGAAUUCACAAAGGAGAGAAGCUAUUUUCAUGUUCAGAAUGUGGGAAAUAUUUUACAGAAAAAUCUAAUCUUCUUAAACACGAGAGACUUCACACUGGGGCAAAGCCAUUUUGCUGUUCAGAAUGUGGGAAAACGUAUAGUCUUAAAUACACCCUUGCUAUUCAUCAGAGAAUUCACACAGGAGAGAAGCCGUUUUCAUGUUCAGAAUGUGGGAAAUGUUUUAUUUGGAAAUCCGAUCUUGUUAGACAUCAGAGGAGUCAUACAGGAGAGAAGCCAUAUUCAUGUUCUGAAUGUGGAAAAUGUUUCAACCAGAAAUCAGCUCUUGUUAGACAUCAGAGAAGUCACACAGGGGAGAAGCCAUAUUCAUGUUCAGAAUGUGGGAAAUGUUUUACCCGCAAAUCACUUGUUCUCAGACAUCAAAGAACUCACUUGGAAAUAGCCAAGAAAAACCAAUCCAGAGCACUAAAUGAUGAUUAAGGAAUGUACAAUUAUUGCAAAUUGUCUGUUAUCUAAACAGCAUUUGGAAUCAAGAUCAAACACCUAUCAAUUAUGUAUGUGAAAGACUGGGCACACCUGAAGA
Bufo gargarizans (Asiatic toad) is the source of this 1024-nucleotide messenger RNA. RefSeq names its product gastrula zinc finger protein XlCGF17.1-like. Lineage: Eukaryota; Metazoa; Chordata; Amphibia; Anura; Bufonidae. The annotation marks the transcript as partial. The transcript has 2 exons. The record is from RefSeq and is a predicted model, not a curated record.